CCUAAACAGUGGGAUUAAACCUAGACUUCUUAUUGGGCCUCAUCUUACUUGUUUGACCUUAGUCUCCUUAACUACCCACUCGAAACCCUUAAGUUGUGUGUUGGGCUUACAGGUUGAAGGGAAUAAACCUCAACAAGCAUCAAACAUGGAACUAUCCCAAUGGAUGGUUGCUUUACGGCCUGGAGUAGAGCCUGGAAGGAGACUAGAGAGGGAGAGUGUCGGCUCGUCGCUCGUCUCGCUCGGUUGCUCGUCAAUCUCAGUGGAAUGUAGUCUAUAUAGAGCAUUAACGUUGUCCUAUAGAAUCUCUGCAACACCAAAGAUGGAGGAAACGCAAUGAACUUCUCGGAGAAGAUGACAGGUUCUCGUUGGAGUGAUCUUUUCCGGUGGGAUUACUGCUGAAAACAUUUUAAAAAUGAGCAUAACAGAG
This is a messenger RNA of Cuscuta europaea, 427 nucleotides long. NCBI's taxonomy places the organism in Eukaryota, Viridiplantae, Streptophyta, Magnoliopsida, Solanales, Convolvulaceae. The record is from the annotation of a GenBank genome assembly.